AUGUACAUAAUGAAAGUAAUUAAUAGAGUAAUAGAGUUCAUAUGGGGUUCAUGGGUUAUUCUCACGAGUGCGGUCUCUGUAAAACUGCUGGUGUGGGGUGAAUUACCCUUUCGUCUAAAACUGUGUGCAUUAAAUUUAGAAAACAGAUUAUUUCAUAAACAUCAAACAUAUAAAAUAAACUAUGCUCGCCAGUCUGGAUAUCCGGCUAGUCCUAGUGCCAAUCCGCACGGCAGUUACUCCUCCGAAGAGGAAGAAGGGGGAGAAAAUCGUUGGCGGGGCGCCGGGAAGAGUCGCGCUGCUAUUCCAAGGAUUGAAUUACCUUCCUCUUCUGCACCGCCUCUGUCUUCGCCCACCCCGCUGCAAUCGUCAACUCAGUCGAAUCAAGAUGCUAUCGUGGGUUCCUUGGGCGCCUCUAUUCGUGCCGGAGGUGGUUCCACGUUGAGGGGCAUUGCGGGUGUUGCAGCCGCAGCUGCGACGCAGCAAGGCAAGCCUCUGAACCUUACAAACCUUGCGUUAGCGGCGCAGACAAACGCGCGCAAGCGACCUGCCUCCCGGGCACAGGCGGCUGGCUCGAGGCCUCAGAGAGCUCUCUUUUGUCUCAGUCUUCGCAAUCCGCUUCGAAAAAUGUGCAUUGGCAUCGUUGAGUGGAAACCUUUUGAAUAUCUUAUUUUAAUUACAAUCCUCGGGAACUGUUUUGCUCUGGGCUCUCACACUCCCUAUCCAGACGGAGAUUCUAAUGGCACCAACUCCAUACUAGAGAAAGUAGAAAAUGUGUUUAUCGUCAUCUUCACGAUUGAAUGCCUUCUGAAGAUAGUUGCACUUGGCUUUGUGAUGCAUCCUGGAGCAUAUCUGCGGAAUGGAUGGAAUAUCCUCGAUUUCACGAUCGUUUGCCUCGGAUUGCUCCAGCCGCUGCUCCAGCGAAUGCUUGAUCGUUCCGGUGUAGAUGUAAAGGCCCUUCGUGCAUUUCGUGUGCUCCGACCUUUACGGCUUGUAUCGGGUUUGCCGAGUCUGCAAGUCGUGCUCAACGCGAUCAUUCGUGCAAUGGUGCCGCUUUUACACAUAGCUCUUCUGGUUAUCUUUGUAAUCACCAUGUACGCAAUUGUCGGUCUGGAAUUAUUCUCAGGGAAGCUGCAUGCCACCUGCUAUGAUAUUUAUACCGGUGAGUCCUUUGUUUGUAAUUUCCGUUACCUACCCAUAUUCAGUUUCUUCGGUGAAAUAAUGGAUAACCCGACACCAUGCAGUCUAGGCAGACAGGGUCACAUCUGUAAGUUCCCGUUCGUCUGCCACGAUUUUCGACCGAAUAUGACAAAGGCGGCAAUUGCCGAGCGUCGUGUCAUCGUGGCCAACAUGAGUGCCGACCCCUAUGCCUUCACGGGCUUCAUCAAGCUACCUGAGCGGUGGCCCGGUCCUAACUAUGGCAUCACUAAUUUCGACAAUCUCGCAGCUUCCAUGCUCACCGUCUUUCAGUGCGUCACUAUGGAGGGGUGGACCAAUGUCCUCUACUGGAUGAAUGACUCACAAGGCAUGGAGUGGCCGUUUCUGUACUUCGUUAGUCUCAUCAUCAUUGGCUCCUUCUUCGUGAUGAAUCUUGUUUUGGGUGUUUUGAGCGGAGAGUUCUCAAAGGAAAGGGAAAAAGCUAAGAAAAGGGGCAAAUAUCAGAAGGCCAGGGAACAAAUGCAAUUCGCCGAAGACGUUCAGGGGUACUUGGAUUGGAUUGGCGCGGCUGAAGAUCUCAGUGAUGACGAGGACAAUGUUAACCGUUUGGACGUCAAGGAAAAGCGAUUUAAUUUUUGCGGUCUCUGUCGACGGAGUCAGGGCGGUGAGGACGAAGAUGAGGAUGAUUCGGACCGCGAUGACUGCGGUUACCGAACACAAUCAAGCCAACAAAAGCAGUAUUUUUUCUGUUUUCCAAUCAGAGGUCGGCGCUCAAGAAGACUCAACCGUCGAUGCAGGCGGUCCUGCCGUCGAAUGGUCAAAUCACAAACCUUUUAUUGGACUGUGAUUGUUCUUGUCUUCUUGAACACGGGUGUCCUCACCUCCGAGCAUUACGGUCAACCAAAGUGGCUAGAUAUCUUUCAGAAUGACGCAAACGUCGUAUUUGUGGUUCUAUUCACCAUCGAAAUGCUGCUGAAGAUGUACAGCUUGGGUGUGCGAUGCUAUUUUGACUACAUGUUCAAUCGCUUCGACUGCUUCGUGGUAAUCUGCAGCAUUCUGGAAAUCGUAUUUAUUAUGACCAAAUUGAUGCCUCCGCUUGGUGUUUCUGUGUUUCGAUGCGCUCGUCUCCUCAGAGUCUUCAAAGUUACAAGGUACUGGAACAGCCUACGAAAUUUGGUUGGUUCACUUUUGGCAAGUAUGCGGUCGAUUGCAAGCCUUUUGGUGCUGCUCUUCCUCUUCAUUGUCAUAUUUGCGCUCCUGGGAAUGCAGAUUUUCGGCGGCAGAUUUAAUUUUCUCAGCCUGCGGAAACCGCGUUCGAAUUUUGAUAACUUCUACCAGGCGCUUACAACGGUAUUUCAGAUUUUGACCGGUGAAGAUUGGAAUGAAGCAAUGUACAUGGGCAUCAAAUCCUAUUCUACUCAACCGUUCGGGAGUCUCGUUUGUCUCUACUACGUUGUUCUCUUCAUAUGUGAUAUCCUGCUCAACGUGUUCUUGGCCAUCGCUGUGGACAACUUGGCUGAUACUGGGCAGAGCAAAGGGAAACAGAAAUCUGAAGCAACAAGUGAGGAUGGUGACGAUAAUACAGCUGGAAUGGAUAUUGUCAAAUCUGCGGAUGGAGAUAGUUUUAAUUCGGCUGAGGAGGACGGGAAAUCUAAGGUUCUUCUCCUAGAAAAUAAUGAAAACGAGGAAUAUGUAAGCAUCGAAGAACGAGACAAUGAAUCCGAAUCGGUUUACUCUGAUGAACAUCACGGUUCUGCUGAAAAUCUCCAGCCGAAAAUUAAACCCAUUCCUGAGGCCUCUUCCUUCUUUAUUUUCGGGCCCAGAAAUCCAUUUCGAGUGUUUUGCCAUUAUAUCUGUAAUCAUCCUUACUUCAAUAAUGUGGUACUGGUGUGUAUUCUGGUGAGCAGUGCUAUGUUAGCCGCAGAAGACCCAUUGAAGGCAAACUCCUACAGAAAUAUUAUACUGAAUUAUUUUGAUUACUUCUUCACCUCCGUCUUCACAGUAGAAAUCACCUUGAAGGUUAUUACCUACGGAUUUGCAUUCCACAAGGGUGCAUUUUGCCGUAGCGCCAACAAUCUGCUUGACUUAAUGGUGGUUCUGACGUCUAUCAUUUCCUAUCCUAUUGCUUUGGACACCAUCUCUGUUGUAAAAAUUUUGCGAGUCUCCCGUGUUCUUCGACCGCUACGAGCUAUCAACAGAGCCAAAGGUCUCAAGCAUGUCGUUCAAUGCGUAGUGGUUGCAGUUAAGAGCAUCGGGAAUAUUAUGUUGGUCACAUUUCUCCUUGAGUUUAUGUUCGCUGUUAUCGGAGUCCAGUUGUUCGCUGGGAAGUUCCACUACUGCAAUGAUGAGGCGCGGUUCUAUAAGGAGGAAUGUGCGGGUCCAUUUAUUAAAUAUGACUCAGAGGAUCCAAGUUUGCCUGAACUAGUGGAACGACGGUGGAUUAAUUAUCCACUUAAUUUUGACAAUGUUCCCAACGGUUUAUUGACCCUUUUUGUGGCCUCUACUUUCGAGGGCUGGCCCGCACUUUUAUAUCAAUCUAUUGAUUCUUAUGCGGAGGACCAUGGAAAAGUGUACAAUUGUCGUCCGGUGGUAGUCAUUUUCUACGUCGCCUUUAUAGUUGUGGUGGCGUUCUUCAUGGUUAAUAUCUUCGUUGGUUUCGUCAUCGUCACAUUCCAACAAGAAGGUGAGCAGGAGUACAAAGGUUGCGAGCUGGACAAAAAUCAGCGAAAAUGCAUCGAGUUUGCGCUGAAGGCUAGGCCUGUGCGUCGUUACAUUCCGAAGGAGCGAUUCCAAUAUCGUAUCUGGUGGUUCGUCACCUCGCAGCCAUUCGAGUAUUGUAUCUUCAUUUUCAUCCUCAUCAACACCAUAUGUCUCGGUAUGAAGAAUACUGCAUUUUUGCAUAAAGUGAAAUCGAUUGUGGUGAUAAACGCUCUUUGUGUGCGUGUAUUGGUUACCAUCCUACAAGAUUUGUGUUCUCAUUUCCAGUUUGAGGGCCAACCCCCGGUUUAUGCUGACGCGCUCGACUAUCUUAACAUGAUAUUCACCGGCGUAUUUACAGUUGAAUUCAUUCUCAAGCUCACAGCCUUGAGCUUCAAGGCAAGUCCCCAUUCGUAUUUGAUUCGCUUUGGGAAUUAUUUCAAUGACCUUUGGAAUGUUUUUGAUUUCAUCAUAGUUGUUGGGAGCUUCGUUGACAUCGUACUCUCACACAUUGCUGAAAACUCGAAGUUCAUUAGUAUAAACUUCUUCCGUCUUUUUCGGGUGAUGCGAUUAAUUAAGCUGCUAAGCCGGGGUGAGGGCAUUCGUACACUUUUGUGGACAUUUGUCAAAUCAUUUCAGGCGCUUCCAUAUGUGGCACUGUUGAUUCUGAUGCUUUUUUUCAUCUACGCUGUGAUCGGCAUGCAAAUGUUUGGCAAAAUAGCUCUUAAUAAUCCCGACAGCGCGAUAACUGUGAAUGCGAAUUUUCAGACUUUUCCCCAGGCUGUCUUAAUUCUCUUCCGCUCAGCAACCGGUGAAGCCUGGCAGGACAUUAUGUUCAGUUGCGCUGGCGUAUCAUGUGAUUUACUACACGUCAUUGCGCCCUGUUAUCCUCAUAGCUUGGCUCUUUUUCCUCCAUUUUCACACUACCGCCAAAUCGAUGUUUCAUCACGGGGCUGGUGUGCUACAGAGACGGCCUAUUGCGACAAGCAGUCAGAUGAGAGUCGAACAGCCGUGGGAGCAACAGAUCGCACAGUCUGUGGCUCUGCCUUCGCGUACCCAUUUUUCAUAAGCUUCUACAUCAUCUGCUCGUUCUUGAUUAUAAAUCUGUUUGUGGCUGUUAUCAUGGAUAACUUCGACUAUCUUACGCGGGAUUGGUCAAUUCUGGGGCCGCAUCAUCUGGACGAGUUCGUUCGGCUCUGGUCUGAGUAUGAUCCUGAAGCUAAAGGAAGAAUCAAACACCUUGACGUAGUGACUCUCCUUAGAAAGAUCUCACCUCCAUUGGGAUUCGGUAAACUGUGUCCACAUCGAACAGCGUGUGUAACACUUGUCCGAAUGAAUAUGCCACUAAACAGCGAUGGGACCGUUAUGUUCAAUGCAACCUUAUUUGCGCUUGUGCGGACCAAUUUGAAGAUCAAGACAGAGGGAUCUACACCGGAUCAGUUGAACGAGGAACUUCGAGCCGUGAUAAAGAAGAUUUGGAAGCACACCAGUCCCAAGCUGCUUGAUCAAGUUGUUCCUCCGGCUGGUAGCAAUGACGAUGUUACUGUCGGGAAGUUCUAUGCAACAUUUCUCAUUCAAGAGUGGUUUCGUCGGUGGAAGCUAAAGAAGGCUGAAGAGCACAAACACCUUCCAUACGGCCAGGGGCGAUCUUUAAUGCAUCCUGAAGAAGAAAAGGGUGGUGGUUCUUCUGCGAGUGAUGAUAAGCGUCAAAUGAGUCUUCUAGGUUCAAUGAUGCAUGCGUUACAAAGGGUUGGCAGUUACAGGAGAUCUUCCAGCUCGCCCCAAAGCUCUCCAGCACCGGCGGGAGCCAACGGCGCCAACACACCUGCUCCCCCAUCUCCUUCAAAGCCUCCUGUGAUUGGUUCUAGUGGCACUCCCACGGCAGAGGCCUCUCGUGUUCGUAAGGCACCACCGACCUUGCAGGUGCCCACAAUCAAUCAGGCUCCAAAAGAAAUCUCUUUCCCCAACUCUAUCGACCAGCGAAAGAACACAUGGGAUACGUUGCAAGCCAGGGAUCCUGAUAUGACUGAACCCAGCAGUGAAAUUUCAGAGGCAAUUCCUUUGAAGCAGCCAUAUGGGACGCGAAAGGAACUAGGAAAUCCUUCCAAUGUUGCUCAUGAACAGUCAUACGCUUAUCGUCCAUCGGUUAUUCAAAGAAUCGGGCCCCUUAACCUCCCAGUAUUACCGGCAUCUAUGGGCAAUCGAGAAACAGCUUCCAACAGCUCGAAAAUUCUCUCACAGGCUUUCGAACUGCCAUUGCCGCAGUAUGGAAACUACCAGCCACGAAAAUUAAGUUCAGUUAUUCCCAGGUUAAUGAAGAAGAACAUUGCCAACGUGGUGGGUACAAAAUGUGUUGAUAGGAAAGUGAAUGCCAGUUGUCCCUCUGAACGAUAUGCCUAUGUGAAAAAGCUGGACCAUGGGAGGAAGUACCCUGACAACUCCGAUGAAGAAGCUCAAAAGAACGAAAAUGUCCACCUUCUCCAUUUUUCCAAAAUGGAACCCAGGUUCUCUCGAGCGUUGGGGGCGCCUGACACAGUAGGACCUCUUCUCGACUUUCAGAAAGACAUUGAGGUUGUUGAUAAUAGUUUUGGUGAGGAGCUGGAGACAACGGUGAUGCCGAAAGAAGCGGAGGAGGAACUGGAUUUCGAUGCCUCCUACUUCUCUCGUGGUGAUACGCCUAGCCCCGCACCGUCAGUUAGUGUUCCCUCCUCUACCUACGUUUUUUCCGGCUUUUCAAAAUGGGCUGGUGGUUUGGAAAGGGAGGACAGACAGAUGCGUGGACCACGCAAAGCGAUGAAGUCGCCCACUUCCUCUGAGGGGCGGAGUCACCGCCGGCAGCUGCCUUCAAUUCCAGAUAGCCUUCAACGCCAUUCUACACGGGAGGAGUAUCGGCCUUCAACACAUUCCCUCGACACUGCAUGGUCAAGGUCAAGCGAGCGGAGACAAAGGCAGAGGUCAGACUCACCUGGAGCCUGGACUAUUGCCCACACACCUACGAUCUUCAAAAGGGAGCUCAAUCUUCGACUCGACGGGAGUAACGACACAAAGUACGAGGAGAACGACGACGAUGAUGUAUUCUUCGCCUCGCAAUUCAGCGAACUCAACCGAACCAACUUGAGUCAACCGAUCACACCGCACUACGGCACUCUUGAAAGCUAUGACUUUCAGUCCAUGCGGCGGAGACCACGUCAGAUUCUGCAACACAGUUUUAUCGACAAACGCAGAUGGGACGCUCCUUUUGAGCACCAAUUCAAGCAGAUGCCAAGCUGUGGACCACCUCCAACAAUGCAGCAGAGGAACCACCAAUCACCUCAUGCGUGGAGCUAUCGUCAUCCGCCUUCUCUAGCACCGCCACCACAAUCAAUCCUGCAUUCAUCACAUCUGUACACCCCCGAACGUAGCUCAAUUCACCAAAGCUUUCAACUGCAAUCUGAGCGGCAUUGGCAGCAGCAGAAUGCUGGCAGACCACUCGUGCACACCCGACCAUGGCCACAGACCAAUGGACUAGAUCCCGGAACGUGGAAAGUUAAUCAUCCUCCUGUUCCGACUCCCAGCAAGUAA
Molecule: messenger RNA, 7413 nt
Organism: Echinococcus granulosus
Lineage: Eukaryota; Metazoa; Platyhelminthes; Cestoda; Cyclophyllidea; Taeniidae
Product: Voltage-dependent calcium channel type D subunit alpha-1
Exons: 44
Coding region: 1-7413 (2470 amino acids)
Biological process (GO): calcium ion import across plasma membrane
Cellular component (GO): membrane; voltage-gated calcium channel complex
Molecular function (GO): high voltage-gated calcium channel activity
Source: RefSeq, a predicted model, not a curated record